Molecule: messenger RNA, 141 nt
Organism: Sclerotinia sclerotiorum 1980 UF-70
Lineage: Eukaryota; Fungi; Ascomycota; Leotiomycetes; Helotiales; Sclerotiniaceae
Exons: 2
Coding region: 1-141 (46 amino acids)
Source: RefSeq, a predicted model, not a curated record
AUGGCCGUCGAGCGUAUCGAGGGUGAGCCAGCGGAAGAGGAUGUUAGAAAUGAUGAAGAUGCUCUAGACUUGGACCUCAAAUUCGAUUUCGAGGAAUGGUUCUGGACUGAGUACUCCUUGAGUGGUAGCUUCUACGGAUGA